Penicillium pulvis is the source of this 2016-nucleotide messenger RNA. RefSeq lists its product as uncharacterized. NCBI's taxonomy places the organism in Eukaryota, Fungi, Ascomycota, Eurotiomycetes, Eurotiales, Aspergillaceae. Gene Ontology annotation, molecular function: FAD binding. The transcript has 3 exons. The coding region runs from base 1 to 2016 and encodes 671 amino acids. The record is from RefSeq and is a predicted model, not a curated record.
AUGGGCUCCAUACAGCCAGAAGACACAAUGGUCUCCCCAGGCCCUCUCGUAGUAGGAGGGGGCCCAGUUGGAAUGUUGACAGCUCUCAGGCUGGCCCAGCUGGGAGUACCAUGCACAUUAUGCGAAAUGAGCACUGAGACGACUCGCUGGCCCAAGAUGGACAACAACAGCUGCCAUACUAUGGAGAUACUGCGUAUAAUGGGGCUUGCUGAGGAAUAUCGACAGCAACCCGGGGCUAUACCACAGCAUAGCGAGUGGGAUACCAUUUUUUUCAACACUUGCGGACUGAAGAAGAAACUUGUUAGUCGAUGGCAUAUCCCAAGCAACAACGAAUAUCGUGCCAAGAUCCACGCGAAUAACGAUGGCUCACAGCCUGCCGAGCCGGGUCAGCGUUGCUCGCAGAUUGUGCUUGAAGCAUUCUUGAAGAAGAAAUGCCUCGCGGAGCCCUUGAUUACAAGCUGCUUUGGCUACAAAUUUAUAUCGCUUGCUGAAGACGACGAAGGUGUCACUGCUACUUUCAUAGAUAUGGAUAACCGGGAAAAAACGAUGAGAGCAGCUUAUUUGGUUGGUGCAGAUGGUGCUCAGAGUAAAGUGAGGAAAAGCGUUGGGAUCCAACUCCCAGGGAGACCUCUACCAGGUGCCUUUUUCAUGGUCCACUUCCGGUCUAAAGAACUCACCAGAUCCUCUCCAUUUGGCAAGUGGUGGCACGCCUUUGGCCUCCACGGUGGCUUUAUGAUCAAUCAAGACGACGUCGACACCUAUACCUGUCAUGAACCUUGCUCUGCUGAUGCUGCAGCCAUCAGAGAGCUCCAAGAACACCCCGAGGGAAUCCCUUAUCGUGUCCUUGGAAGUCUCGGCAUGCCUUACAAAUUUGAAAUCGACGAAGUCGUGCUGGCUAAUGCAUGGCGUCCGAACUUUGGGCUUGCAGAUUCCUACGUCAGUCGUGAUGGACACGGCCGUGUGUUCCUCGCCGGCGACGCUGCUCAUCGUAACCCUCCACACGGCGGCUAUGGCAUGAAUAGCGGUGUAGAAGACGCCUUCUCGCUAGCGUGGCGUCUUUCAGCUUUGUACAAAGGUAUCGGUGGAAGGAACCUCAUUACUUCAUAUACAAAUGAGCGAAGACCGAACAUGAUGAUGCGUCUCGAACGUUGUGAUGCCCAUAUCGGAAAGUUCACUCCUAUGAUCAUGCGUACUAUGACAGCCCCGAGCCCAGGUAUUUUCCUCGAAGAGAGUGAGGAAGGGGAGAAGGCGCGGGCCGAGGUAGCAAUGCACCUGGACAGUGUGGGGCCUGAAAAUAUCGACCGUGGAGUGGAACUCGACUUGAGAUAUUCGAAUAGUGAAGUUAUCGUGAGCGACGGGACGAGGGAGCCGAACUUCGAUAACAUGAGCUAUACGCCAAGCACAAGGCCCGGACAUAGAGCGCCACAUGUCUUCUUGAGUGAUGACCACACAAGUACGGUAGAUCUCUACGGAACAGAGUGGACAUUGAUGGACUUCUCGAAGGUCGAAAACGACCAUCAAAAGCCCACUGGCUAUGACGAGGCGACAUCCCCGGCGACGACAAUAAAAUCUGUUGCGAAGUUAAUGAAUAUGCCCUUGACUCACGUUCAACUGGGUGACGAGGCGACGUCCCCGGUAGCGACUUUCAAAGAUGUAGCCAAUGCCAUGGGAGUGCCGCUGACGCACGUGCAGCUGGAUGCCAGAGAAACGCACGUUAAGAACGUGUGGGAAAGUUUUGAUUAUGUUUUAGUCCGUCCAGAUGGAUACGUCGCCUGGCGUGGAGGCAAAGAAGGGGCCAGGGAUGAAAGUUGUGAGCUGAACGUGGGACGAAUUAGGAACAUUUUGUGCAUUGCUCUGGGUUGGAAGACAGACCCUGGGUUUGCAGUGGGGGAGAAAAAGGAGCUGAAUCUGGAUAUCAAUUUGACAAGCAUUCACGGGGUCAAAGAGGAAUUAGGGGUAGGCGAGGGCCAAGGUGAUGCGUUUGUGGGGUUUGUCCGGGAAGGGAACAGAACUUAG